This is a messenger RNA of Uranotaenia lowii, 3646 nucleotides long. RefSeq lists its product as uncharacterized. Gene Ontology annotation, cellular component: nucleus. The transcript is spliced from 6 exons. The record is from RefSeq and is a predicted model, not a curated record. Bases 849 to 2318 code for a protein of 489 amino acids. Lineage: Eukaryota; Metazoa; Arthropoda; Insecta; Diptera; Culicidae.
UUUAUUUUUUUCAUUUCAGCAAAGCAUAACGCACAAUCAUUAUUAAACUGCAUGACAAAAUAGAUCCGCAAUACUGGUAUCUGCCAUACAUCUAUCUAUCUCAUCACAAUUAUCAUCAAUCGCUGACAUCGUUUUGUCGUCCACUAGCCGACAGCCGUGGAGUGCGAAUGCAGCAGGGAGUAAAUAAAAAUAAAAAUAAACAUGAGAUAUUAGUAGCAGUCAGUAGUAGGCUUUGAACAUGUGUGUUGGUUGACAAGAGAUCCCUCCCGCACGCAAGUUCCGCAAUGAUUCUCACACCAAAGCGAAGUGAUUCAUAAAACUGCUGCUGCUAGAGGUUGAUGCGUGUGUGUGCGAGACCAAGUAUUUACGUUCGGCGAUACCGCUGCUUCUAGCAAACGACCUGCUGCUGGCUGAUAUAACUGUGAAGUUUGAGUGCUGAGCAGCCGACACCCAGCUGACAACUUUCCGAGAGAAAGAGUGACCCUCGAUGUGUGCGUGUGUAUCAGCGCGCUCAUGUUCUUCGGUCAUCCAUCUUUGAUUCAGCCAUAAUAUACCAUCACUGCAACCUAUUCGCCUUAGCGGAACGGAACUCUUCGGGAUAUUACUACUGCACGGCUCGUCCAGUGGGAAGAGUUGGCGUAUCUGCCCGCGCUGCUUAGUGGUAGCUUUCGUAUCUGUGAAUAACUGUUUAGCUAUCGAAUUAGUCAUUCGAUUUGUCGGUAAUAAUCGGAAGUGAUCGAAAGAGAGUGUGUGGGGCAGGGCAAUCGGGGUAGCACUGUAGCAGCAAGAAUCCCUGUGUGCUGUGCUGAGCGAGAGGUAGCGGUGAGAAGAGCUGGGCAAGUUAGAAUAUGGCUGUGUUUUUGAUUAACAUAUGUAAGUUCAAUGGUUGUGGCAUUACGUUCCCGAGUUUGGGAGACCUGAUCCAGCACAUCGAGGAUACCCAUAUAGAUUACGAUUCACAGAUCCUUGGCCAAAAGGAAAAAUCCCAGUCUACAUGUCUUCCGUUGAGUUACGUGUUACGUUUCAUCACUGAUCCUACGCGCAAGGAUAGUUCUCUUACCAAUGGUAGCGCUGGAGGGGGUUUGGCGAGCAAUGCUUCCGGCCUGAAGGUAACCCUCAGCGGUGGUAGUGGUCCCGGUAACGCUGGCUCCGAUGGGACAGGUUACCAAAGUACACCUCCAGGAACACCGGGCAGCACAACGUCGUCAUUGCAUGGUGGCAACGGAAGUGGUCUCGGGUCUACUACCGGCAGUGGACUCACGAAUACCGGCGGCGGUGGACCCGGGGUAGGAUCAGAUGGGAAAGCUAGCUCGACUGGAUCGGCUGGUACCGACAUCAAACGAAAGAAUGCCAUCAAACAUCACAGUUACAGCAUGUCAUCCUCGAAUCGGAGUACAACGCCAACGGGGAGUGAAAUGGACGAUGACGAUAUGAUGGUUUCCGAAUCGGAAGACAGUAACGAUUCGUGGACUACCGAAGAGUUCAGUUCGGAGUUCAUCAUGCGGUAUGGCAGCAGGCGACAUUCGUCAUCCGGUGGUAAUGGUCUGAACUCGUCCAACGAGAAACCCUUUGCAUGUCCUGUUCCCGGUUGUAAGAAGCGGUACAAAAAUGUCAACGGCAUCAAGUAUCACUCGAAAAAUGGUCACAAAAAAGAUGGAAACCGUGUUCGGAAAGGUUUCAAAUGCCACUGUGGCAAGAGCUACAAAACGUCCCAGAGGCUAAAGAACCACCAGCUAACUGUCCACCAGAACUCGUCUUCGCAGGACGGCCCAUCGCUCCAGUCAUCGAGUGGCGGGGGUGGCUCAGCGACACUCGUCCAACAGUCCUCGUCAACUUUAUCGUCAGCGUCGUCGUCUUGUUCGUCUUCUGUGUCGUCCAUCGUUGCAUCCGUAUGUUCCUCGGUUAAUAAUAAUAAUACUAAUAACAGUAGCAGUAGCAAUAGUAGUAAUAGUAGCAGUAAUGCAGGGGUUGGUGUGACUCUUAGCGUUGCCGGAGCCGUUGCCAUCCCCGCCGCACCAGCAUCUAGUCAAAUUGCUUCAUCGUCAAGUUCGUCAUCGUCUUCUCAAGCUGGUUCACCUAACAGUAAAUAUGACAACCUCGGCAUCCUGACGCCUGCAACAUCCCCGAAACUGACCCUGGUCGGGACGGGUACCGUCAGUCAAGAAAAUUUGCUCCCCAUGACGCCAAUCAGCCCUGGUCCUGGUACCACCGUGGCCACAAGUGGCGGUGGAGGCUCAGGGAGCGGAGGAUCUGUCGUAAGUAGCAAAAAUGUAUCCACGGUAGCUCUCGUGGCCCAGUUGCACACCGAAGAGACGUAGCCGAUACUCAAGAACCUUUUGUUGAGGAAAUGUUGAAGUCGAUCAUUGGAAGAACUGCGUUACGUGGGAGAAUCUUAUCCGACGUUUGCAGUUCGUAUGUUUUGUCAUCUGUUUUAGUAAGAAAAUUUAGUAAAGAUUAAUACGCUUUUAUCUAUAUCGAUACCGUGGUCAAGUACAGAGAUAUAAAUAAUUUAGACAAAUACAAUUCAAAUAUUCAAAAUAUUAAAAUACACAAACACACGUAUAUUACAAUAGAUAUCAAGUUCGCGGCUUCAAGGGCGUUCGUGUGUAUUCAGGAUAAUAAAAUCAGUGUUUCAUUCAAAUUAAUUGUUGUAGAACGGUAUCAAACUGAUAAGAUUAAUAUAUAGCUUGAUCUUGUACAGGAAAGUAAUCCUUUUCGUAAAGAUAAAUGUUAAAACGUAGUCCUGAAUACCCUGAAGCAAAAAAUUACAACACACAUUCAACCCAUUUCAGACUGCAUUUUCUGUCAAAUUUUGUCACCAGUGGACUUUAAACGCUACCAUUUAUUCGUUACUAUCUGCGUACUUAAGUAGACCCUUUCGUUAUCCUUGGAGUAUCUUUUGAUUGUUUUCAAAUUAAACAAAUUGAGAAGAUUUCUUUUAUUGCGCUAUCAACAAACUAUUCUAUCACGAUUCUAUUCCUGACACAGCUUCAAACAAUACGGACAUUGAAUAUAAAAUAUUAAGCUACGAAAAGAAUACAAAAUCCCAGAGGUAUCACUCUUUAAAUUCAAAUUCAAUAAUCAAAGAAGAAUAAUAAUUCCGAUCUCAGAGUACUGUCACAAUGCCGCUUGUAGGCCGAGAAAAAUGUUUGAGCUACCCCUUGGGAAGAACUUCAACGAAAUGUUAAUAACUUUUUCUCGGGAAGCGCAAGACAGCUCUUCACGAACUGAUAGGAAUACACGCUAACGAUACCAAAUUUAAUUAGUAAUUUACGCAUAUAGAUCUUAACGGUUGCAUCUGAACGGGAAAAGUAAUAAUCAAGAUAUUGCGUUAAUUUAUGGUUUUUUUUAUUUAAAUUUGAAGCUUCAUCCGCCACUUAACGCGACGGGAUCAUCGGACGCUAAAUGGCAGAAAACAAUUAUAAUUUGAUUACUGAAUCGGUAUUCUUUGGUUGUGAUAAAAAACAUACUACAAACAUAUAAAAAAAAUCGAACGAAAUUCCCUGCAUAGUUCGGUUCUUGAAUCACCUAAACUAUGAUAAGAGGCUAAACGACAAGAAACCAUCUAUGUAACUAAUUGGAAACGCACCUAAAUGAUACAAGAAAUAAUUGAUUCUUGCAAAUAACCAACCUAUCGAAAAUAUUU